AUGGCUUUUCCUCACGAUCCACUGCUCUAUCCAGUGUCCCAGUCAGAUCACUCGAAUGAGUGGCUUGACUUGGACAAUUCCUUUGACUUUCCUUCCGACUACAUCGACAGCGUCCCAACUAUGGACUCUAUCCUCUUUGAGGAUAAUAGUCUAUCUGUCUCCGGAACGGAUGAAUUCAACUGCAAUUUGUCCCCCGACUCUACCUCACAGGCUUACCAGCCUUCUCUGGAUCAAGUAUUCGAGGGUGGCUAUGGUAAUGGGAACGGCGAGGUCACUGGAGAUGGUGAUUUCUUUUUCGAUUCCCCUACAACUUCCUUCAAUGCCGGGUUGUAUGAAUCUCCAACCUCCAACGGUUUGUCAUACGAUGCAUCCGACUUUUUUUCUUCUUCCAUCCGCCAUAUGGUAGAGGCCAAGGCCUCCUCCGAUACACGUUACAUGGCACGGAAGGAGAAGCGCCGAGAAGCGGCAAUUGCAAUCCAUCUACAGCGUCUACAGGAUGCCGUCGCUGCGGAUAGGUAUCUUUCCUCAGACUCUAGCACCAGCAUUUCAUCGCCUUGCUGGUCUGAUUUUGUUCGGGAAAGCAUGUCCCCUCAGCCCCCGCCGACAAAGUCUACCAAGGUGUCACCAGCUUCUUCCGAAUCUGUUCACAAUGCCUCUCAAACUGAAACGCCUUAUUCAUCUGGUGCGAAUCCCAUUGCCGGUGGUGUGGAAAUGGUACUCGAUUUGAAUAUGAAUGCGGCCACCAAUCUGCCCAAGAAGCAAAAACCUAGAUCACUAGCUCAAAAAGAGAGUUACAUGAAGGUUCGAAAACAUGGUGCAUGUGAGAAGCAUAGAAAACAACAUAAAAGAUGUAAUUGCUUUGAGAAAAACGCAGCCAGCCUUGGAAGCGUCAGUACGAUAACCCCAGCGACUACUCCGCUCUCAAGACCAAUGGCAUUCAAAUCAAUCAAGGACGCCUCGCAAAGAGCAGCAAUCCGCAAACCAAGCGAACGAUGGCAAAGUCCAGCGAAUCCACUGCAGGUCAUACACACCGUGGACAAGGAGCCAAGCAACAUAUACUCGUCUCCUGCCGUGGAUGCCAACUACCCAAAGCACUCGUCACGCGCUGGGAAUGGAUGUGGUAUUCGUGGAAACGCGGCUCUAUUUAGACCACUGCCUGACGAACGACUCCAAGUGCGGCAACCCUGGAUGUCAGCCAGCCACUCGCUAUCGACUCCAUUUGUCUUCACUGCCCACGCCUCAUACAGCGCUCAGGAAAGCCCUGGUAUGUCUCCAAAGGACAGGUCCAGCACGCCAGUGAUGGCAUCUUAUACAGCCCCGUGCUGUCUUUCCACUGCGAGAGACAUCCAGACCUCGUCUGCCGCAUCAUCACCAUUCUCUUCUGCUGGUAGUGGGACUAUUCAACAACCCAUCAGAUUCCGACUGCGGAGCAUGGUACACAAUGCAUCUGCUAAUGCUGCCGGAGCUGUUCGCACUGUUAAAAGCACUGUGGUUUCAGGACCUCUGGCGGUUAAUGGAGCACUCAUAGAGUAUGGUUGUGGGGUCACUCGACAAGUUUUCGAACACAUCACGGUGUCUAUUUGCUCUUACUGGAGGUCUUGGUCGGUCGUCACCUCUCUAGCUGGUUCCUUUUUUGGCAACGCCACUCGGGCAUGUUGCCGGCAGAUUCUUUUCGCGAAACGAUUCUCUGGUAGUUUUGUUUAA
Monascus purpureus is the source of this 1704-nucleotide messenger RNA. The record is from the annotation of a GenBank genome assembly. Lineage: Eukaryota; Fungi; Ascomycota; Eurotiomycetes; Eurotiales; Aspergillaceae.